Lottia gigantea (owl limpet) is the source of this 5790-nucleotide messenger RNA. RefSeq lists its product as hypothetical. The record is from RefSeq and is a predicted model, not a curated record. Lineage: Eukaryota; Metazoa; Mollusca; Gastropoda; Lottiidae. The transcript has 13 exons. The coding region runs from base 1 to 5790 and encodes 1929 amino acids.
AUGGAGCCAUUUAAAUUGACUCUUCAACAAGUUACAUUUAAAGAAGGUGAAGAAGAUCCUGGAGAUAAUUUGUUUAAUUCAUUUGAUGCUGUUAUCAACUGUAACUAUGAUUCACAACCAACAAAUGAUAAAGAUACUACUGUAGAAUACAAGAAUGAGUAUCAAAAUAUACAGUAUACAACUUGUGGUCUAGAUAAUACCACCCAUUCAGUUGGAAUACAAGUUCCGAGAAAAUCAGGCAGUGGUAAAUCUAGUUCCAGAGAUUGGUAUAACUAUUUAGAUCCCCUACAAGAAGAAGGUCUAGAUGAUUUUGUGAUCAAUGCUGAUACAGAUUUUGUUAGUCAGAAUGAUAACUUUAAACCAAGUGUAACUGACAUAUCUACCAUAGCACAGAUCUCAUCAAAUUCAUCUGCUGCUAAUAAACAGAUCCCACUCAGUAAUUUAAAAAACCUGAAAAGACAUGUUAAAACCUCACUAACGACCUCUAGAAAAUACACUAUGCCUAGUGAAACAGAAAUAACAUCCAAGAUGAGUUCUCCUACAACUCCUAUAUUAGAUUCAUCAUUUGAUACCGUAGCAGAGGCUCUACAUUUACAGAGAACUGUUAUUGGAAAUAGUAAACUAACUCCAGCCCCUCCUGAUGUAGUGGCUCAGAUUGUAGCCGAGGCUGAGAGAAAGAUGAGAGCUGAAUCAGAGAGUAAUGGUAGUGUGUCAUCACUAUCAGAGACUUCUAGUUUAUAUUCUCUAGAUCAGACAAUGUCACCUAAUAAAGAACCAGAAAUUGAACCUGGCAUUGAAGCAAGAGAAUCUCCACUAGCCAACCAAGAAAAUGUAGUCAUUUCCCAGUCACCAGCAUUGAAUAGAAAUAAUUCUAAUUCUAGCACCCAGUCUGCACAAGACAUAGAAGUUCCUCCAAUCAAUUCCUCCCCAAGGGAGUUAAUUAGAAUCCCUGCUCAAGGGUUAUCAGUCACCAAAGAAAAAAGCGGAUUAAAAAAUCAAGAAAAGCGAACCAGUAAGACAAAAGACUCUCCUGAAAGUGGUCAAAAGUACCAACAUGAUAGACUAUAUAGAAAAUCAUCAAAUGAAAGACUGGUUGAUAAAUAUAAUAUCUCUGAUAACCAGUCUUUCCUUGAGUCGUUAUCUCCUGUGAAAAGUGUAGAUAUGACUCAGUUUUUGCCUCCACGAAAGUUAAGCUCUUCAAGCCAAGAAUCCUUCUCUGAAGUCCCCAAAACCAUGAUUGCUGAAACACCUAAAAAAAUGCAGGAUACACCUCAGACCUCAUCUGAGCCAACAGCUGCUCCCAAAUCUGAAUUUGUCCUUCCAAAAUUAGGUCCAUUGUUUCCAAAUAUUCCCAAACCAAUAUUUAAUGUCCCAAGAACACCAGUCCCUACUCCCCAUAAACCCACUGAUGACACAAGUCAAGCCUUAAAGAUACAACUAGAUGCUGUUUUAAGAGAAAAGGCUAGACUUGAAGGGCAGCUAGAAAUCCUAACCACAGAAUCCAAUUCUAAUCUUCAAGAAAGGGCAGAGCUUCAAGCACAACUGGCUUCUUUGAAACUAAAACUGCUUCACAGAACCACUGCUGGCCAGGAUGAAAAGAAACUUGCUUUAAAAGCUGAUCUUGAAGAAAUGAGAAUGGUGAGACAGUCUUUGGAGGACUCCAUGGCGGAAGCCAAGAGAAAUUUGGAUGAAAAAGCCCAGGAGUCAAAAAUUUUACAAGAUGAACUGCAUGUAACGCAAGAUGCAACGGACAAACUCCAUUUAAAGAUGAAAGAAUUAAGAGACACCCUUUCAGCGAAAGAAAUGACCAUACAGGCUUUGAAAAACAAGAUAGCUGAGCUUUAUGUUGAAGUUCAGAAUACUCUGCAGUCUAAGUCAGAGGCUGAUGCUGAAGCUUCAAUAUCCAAGAAUGAUUUAACAGCUUUGAUUAAUGCUAAGGAAUGGUAUCAACAGCAACUCCAGCUGGCCCAUGAAGUGAGAUGCAGCCUCCAAAAGGAGCUUACAAUACUCCAAGCCCAGAGUGUGUCACAGUCAUCAGUGGUAGAAAGAUUGAAAAUGGACAACACAAAACUUAGACAGCAGCUAACUGAAUCACAAAAUAAAGCUUUGAAAGAGAAGGAAUUGUUGGCCAAGCAUCUGGAAGCUAUUCAAAUGGACAUGAUGGAUAGAGAAGCUGCUUUUCGUGAGAUGCAAGGCGAGAAGAAACUCAUAGAAGACUCUUUUGAUUCUCAAUGCAAGUCUGUGGAAGAUGAAUAUUCAAGGAUAUCUAUGUUAAUGCAGAGUAACUCAGAGCUUGAAUCUCAGCUGGAGAAAGCACAAGAUGAUGCCAAGAAGAAGCAGAUGCACAUCCUUACCCUUGAAAGUCACCAGAUUGAAUUGGAGAAGAAGCUUACUCUCUCUCAAGAAAAGAUCAAUGAAAAGGAUGGGAUGCUGGAAGAUCUGAGAAGAAAAAUUAUUGAAGUUGAUGAGCAGUUGAAAGCAUUUCAGAGAGGACUUGCUGAGAAAGACACAGAGAUCAUGAAGUUGAAGGAAGAAAAAGCCACAGCUGAAAUUGCUUUGAAUGGAGCUUUAAAAGAAAAAGCAUUGGUAGAUAAUGCAUUAGAUGCCUUGAAGUCAAAUAUGGGAAAAGUGGAAGUUAGUUUCAAACAGAUGAGACAUGAGCUGAGUAGCAAAGUCACAGAAUUAGAAUCGGUAAAAAAUGAGAAACAUGAAUUCUCAGAGGAACUGGAUAAGGUCAGGAAAGAGCUGGAAAUCAAAAGAAGAAGUUAUGACACAAUCCACAAGGAUUAUGAUGAGAAGUCAUCUGCAUUGAAUGACAUCCAAAUACAAAAAUCAACCUUAGAGUCACAGAUUGUCUAUCUGAAGAACGAACUUUUGGAUCAAUCAAAUGCACAAUGCACAUCUCAAAUGCAACAAACUGACAUAACCAGUGAUAACUUGAACAACAUAGUCCAGUCAUCAAGAGUUCCACUGAUGGAUGCUGAAAUGAACACAAUUGACCAUAAAGUCCCAAGCAUGGAGUCCUCUACAAAUACAGUAUCUGUACAGAAUUCAGAUGGUCAGAGCCAAACUCAAAGUGUCAAGCAAAUGGAUGCACAAAGCAACACCAUCCCAGUAAGAUGCAGUGAUGCAGAUAUUCAGACUAUUGACCAUAUAGUGGAUACAAAAGACUCUGCUGAUAAUACAGUAGUUACUGAAGCUAUUGGAAUCAAGAAAGACAAAACUCCAAAAGAAACUGAGCAAACUGGUGAAUUUUUAAAUGAAACUAAAGACAGACAACUCAGUCAAACUGAUUCCUCCAUGAACACAGUUCCUAUACAGCAAGCAGAUUCUCACAGCCAAACAUUGGAAAAGCAAUUGACUCAUUCAGAAAGUAACACCACUGUGGUUGAAAGCAGUGAUAGCCAGAUGCAAACUUUGGAAAGACAAACCAGUCAAAUGGCUAGCAAUACUGACUUGAUCGAGCUGACUGAAGCUCACAGCCAAACUGUUGAAAAGUUGAUGCCACAAACAGAUUCCUCAAGCAACACAGAUGAUGUGUCUGUUAUGGGUGUCAGAGCCACUUUAGAGCAUUCCCAUAGCCAAACAGAUGAUAUUGUGGGACAACCUUCAUCAGCCUCCUCAGCUCAGACAACAAUGAACCUCACAGAUAUGUCAGAACUAAUUCAACAAAAUGAGUUCUUUGCUAAAUCUUCUCAAGGAAGUGCUAAUAUGCCUUCAUCUGAUGGUUCAUUUCAAACUGAACCUAUUGAAACUCCUAAAUCUCUUAUGGACUCCUCAAUGCAAACUAUUGAAUAUUUAAAGAAAGUCUCACAGUCAAACAAAGAGACAAACACUGAAGUCUUUCAAAAUAUUGUGCCUUCCAAUAGUGACAGUGUAGAUGGCAUUAAUUCCAAAAUCUGUGAUAAUUCUUCUGAAUCUUAUGACAAUCUUCAAAAAGUUUCAGAAACAGACAAAAAUAUUGUAGAAAAUAACCAAGCAAAAAUUCAUGAAGAGCCUUUGCAAUCAUCUGUGAUCAUAGAUGGUAUCUCGAACGAAAUUCAUCAAAAAAUAAUGGCAGAAAAUACUAGUCUAAAAUCGAAAGUGGUAAACCUAGAGGACAAUUUAGUGUUUCAUCGUGCUGAAGCGAAGGAAGUGAUAUCGAAAUUAAGUGACAAUUUAUUGGUUGUGCAAACAGAGUUGAAAAAUCGGCAAUCGAACUAUGAUCAGAAUGUUGAAGUUCUGGGUGAGAAAUUACGAGAAACGUUCACGGUGAAGCAGCAGUUAGAGAGUGAAUUAAAGAGUUUACAGAAGAAAUUUGAAAACGAUAAUGUUGGUGCUGAACAGUACAAGUCACGCUUACAGUUUCUACAAAAUGAAUUGGACACAGCAUUGAAUCGUGUAAAGGAAUUAGAAGACUACAUUGUAGCUUUUCAAGAAUCUAAAAACAAUGAAAUAACAGAGCUACAACAACAUAUUACAACACUGGUUCAAAAUAUUGAAGAUUUAAAAAAUGAGAAGGAAGGUUCUACUAAAACUGAGGAAUUAAACCAACAAUUGGCAUUAGAAUUGGAAAAGGAAAGAGGUAGAUUAGAAGGAUUGAUCCAGAAUAAUGUAUCAUUAAAACAACAUGUGGGCCAGCUGGAGGAGGCACUGGCACGUCGUGAGUCAAGUUUAGUAGAACUACAGACACAUCUACAGGAUAGUAAUAAAGAUAGGGAGUUGACCUCUGAUGAUUAUAUUAAACAGGUCCAUUCUCUAGAAACAGCUUUACAGAAAGAAAAGGAUGGGCAACGUGAUCUCCGAAAACAGAUUGGUUUAAAAAUAACAGAAAAUAAGAAAUUGAAGAAGAAUAAUGAGGAGGUUAAAAAGGAACAGGAACUUUUACGUCACCAGGUGGAGAUACAUGAACAGGAAGUAGUCAAAUUACAGACUGAGUUAGACAAUAAUCGUGACUUUGGUGUCUCUCACCAGUCAGAAGUGAAGAAUCUACAGUUAGAGAAGAAAAGUUUACAGUUAGAAUUAGAACAUGUCCAGAGAGAGUUGUCUGACAAUGUUGCUAGAAAUUCUCUUAUUAAUGAGGAAAUGGAGAGUUUGCAGUGGCAGAUUAACAAGAAGAAUAGAGAAGUGGAUUUUGCCCAGAAUCAAGUGAAACUGGUAGAAGAAAGACAACAGUCUGAGAUAGACCUACUUAGACAGACAAUCCAAGAGAAACAGACUGAAAUAGAGGAGCUUCAGAGAGAAUUAUUAGGUGCCAAACAAGAGAAAAUCAACCAGAAAUCGCGAGUCACUGAGUUAAGAAGUGCCUUAAAAUCUUCUGUUCAAUAUCAUAAGCUAACCAAGAAAUUGAAUUCCAAGAAAAGUAAAGUUAAGAAAGAAGAAGAAGUGGUGGAACAGCCAGUUUUACCAGAUGCUACUAAUGGUACCACCCUUGGCACCCUAGAACGCUCUACUAUGGUAGAGAAAGGUGUGCAAUGUGAACUCCAGGACAAUACUGUGAUACCAGCACCAGAAUAUGAUCUUGAUGCCAUAGAAACUCUAUUAGAACAAACUGCUAUUCAAACUCUAGAGAGCAAACCAUUAGAUAAUCUCCAGUCUUGUUUGAUCUCAUUGAAAUCUCAGAUUAAUGGGCUACAUAUGUCAAUGGAAGUUCAUACUACAAAUAUUCAUAAUUCUAAUCAAACUUCUUGUGAUAUUGAAAAGGAAGUUCAUGAGUUACAGGAAGUAGUAAGAACUGUGGCUAAUACCACAUUUGCUUCCUUAACAACCAAUACAAAAUCUAUAUCAACAGAAGGCUCACAGGGGGAAUAA